GCUCUGUAAAUGGAAAAUUUGAAAAGUGGGAAAAAAAAUUUCGAAAAUAGAUCCGGGGUCCAAAUAUUUAUUCGAAAAUAGCAAAAUCUAGGUUAAUUAAAUUACUAACUUCUAUCAAGGGAAGGUGCGAAACUCGGAGAGGAAGGGCGAAUAUUUUAAGACGAGAUCCGGCGAGCGGCUGUUCGUCGGAUUUCCACCAUUGCGCAGCAGAUCUACGGCGACGAAGAGAUGAUGAAGGCCUCUUCUACUCUCGUCGCGUCGCUCAUCGCAGCUUCGUCCCUCGCUCUCUCCUCCUCCGUUUCCGCCGCCUCCCCUGCCCCUGCCAUUACAACCACCGACCGGGAGAAAUCCAUGGACAAGGGAAGCUAUGCUCCAAAAUUCGAUGGUUUGAGGUUCAUAGAGAGCUUGGUGACGGCACACAGAUGAAUUUGGUGUUGGGACAAAAAGUUAUGGUGCGUGUUUGAGUGUGAUUCUAUACGUACUUCCAGUUUGAUCGAUUUACUCAUGGAUGAUAGUUUUCCAAUGUAUCCCUUUGAGUUUUUGCUACUAUAACCUUACUUUUCAUUUUAAUCAAUAAUCAUACUUGCCAUUUGGUGCCUA
This is a messenger RNA of Salvia splendens (bonfire salvia), 600 nucleotides long. RefSeq lists its product as uncharacterized. The transcript is spliced from 2 exons. The record is from RefSeq and is a predicted model, not a curated record. NCBI's taxonomy places the organism in Eukaryota, Viridiplantae, Streptophyta, Magnoliopsida, Lamiales, Lamiaceae. The coding region runs from base 229 to 426 and encodes 65 amino acids.